This is a messenger RNA of Aphis gossypii (cotton aphid), 7352 nucleotides long. RefSeq names its product two pore potassium channel protein sup-9-like. The coding region runs from base 1268 to 2548 and encodes 426 amino acids. Lineage: Eukaryota; Metazoa; Arthropoda; Insecta; Hemiptera; Aphididae. Gene Ontology annotation, molecular function: potassium ion leak channel activity. The transcript has 6 exons. The record is from RefSeq and is a predicted model, not a curated record. Gene Ontology annotation, cellular component: membrane. Gene Ontology annotation, biological process: stabilization of membrane potential; potassium ion transmembrane transport.
GGUAGUCUCUCUGUCCGAGCCGUCGGCCAACCGACGACGCAUACCCGGAUCCCGGCGUCCCGUGUACGCGCGUUGUGUCCGUUACCCUCCCACACACGACAUUCAUACACACACACACACACCUAUACAUAUACCCACACACCCACAUACACACACACAUACACACACUCACAUACACUCAUUCACACACACUCACACAUAGAAAACACACUUACACGCACUCACGAAUACGUACAAACACACACACACACAACGUAAAUAAUACUCAUCUGCAUGACGUACGGUACACGAUAAUAAUAUUAUACACGUUAUAUAUAUAUAUUUUUUUGUGUUAUCGUAAACGUCGGUUUUUCGUUGUUGUUUUUUUUUUCAAAUUUUCAAAAUCUUUUUUUUUGUUUUCGUUUCGCGUUCGUUCGCGAAUCGCAGUGAUAACGACACUAUUGUAAUUUCGGCGAACGAUUCAAUAUUAUAAUAUAGGCGUGCAUGUGCGCGUAACACACGGAGUAUUAUAAUAUACAGUGAAAUACCGUUCGCGAGCAUUAUCUAUAUUUCUCCCUCCUCGACGCCGCCGCGUGUGCCGCCGUCAGCCCUCGCGGCGUCCGCAUCCGACUCUGACGCCGCGCGUACAUUCGCGGACGCCGGUGCAGUUCGUUUACGCGCCCGCUAUGAUAGUCGUGUGUAUCGCAUAAAUUGCACGUGCGGAUUUCGAUCGUUCGCCGCCGCGGUCGGUGGUCUGAAUCUUGUAGAGAGAGAGACGCUCCGGCUACGGACUGACGGCUGUCGUUUUUUUUUUUUCAUUUUAUAUCAUUAUCGUUAUCAUUAGUAUCGUUAUGACCGCCGUCGUAUUAUAAUAUAAUAAUAUCAUCGUACGAUAACGUGCGACGGACAUCGGUCGUCCUCGCAGUAGUCGUGAUCGCCGCCGCCGCCACCGGCACAGCCGCUGCCGCAGCCGUCGUCGUCUCCGGUGCCGGAGCAAAGGAGCCGCCACCGACGUCUCGUCCUACGAGUACUCUACACUCGCCGCUCAGGUCCGUGUGAUGGGUGCGCCGGAAGACCGAGGCCGCCAUGUUUGUCAGACGGCGGACGUUGUGCGCUGCACCACUCAGCGCGGUGCGGUACAGCGCCUGGUGCGGUAUGCGACGUGUGUGGCUCUGCAAGCGCGGUCGGCGACCGGCAGCGGCUGUGGCUGCUGCGACAGCUGAGGUGGCGGCGGCGUCGUUGAUAAGGCGCCGGUGGCGGCCAGCACCAUGGUGGUGUCGUCCGCAGGAUGAAGAAGCAAAACGUCCGCACAUUAUCGUUGAUCGUUUGUACGUUCACCUAUCUGCUCAUCGGCGCCGCCGUGUUCGACGCCCUGGAGUCCGAGACGGAGAUACGCCGGAAACAAGCGCUGGACUCCAUAGAAGGGAUAAUUCUCAAAAAGUACAACAUAUCCACGGACGAUUAUCGGCUGAUCGAGACAAUUGUACUGAAGUCAGAACCGCACAAGGCCGGACAACAGUGGAAGUUUGCAGGAGCAUUUUACUUCGCUACUACGGUACUCACGACUAUUGGUUACGGGCACUCGACACCAAACACAAAAUCCGGCAAGUUGUUCACGAUGUUCUACGCGAUGGUGGGCAUACCACUGGGUCUAGUCAUGUUCCAGAGUAUAGGCGAGCAGCUGAACAAAUUCUCGUCCGUGGUGAUCAGACAGGCGAAGCGGGCACUUGGCUGCAAGCGUACGGAAGCCACCGAGAUCAAUCUCAUAUUCGUCGUAUCCUUUUUGUCGAGCUUGACGAUCGCGGGCGGUGCAACGGCGUUUUCCACCUACGAGGGCUGGACGUACUUUGACUCGGUCUACUACUGCUUCGUCACGCUCACCACUAUCGGGUUCGGCGACAUGGUGGCCUUGCAGAAGAACAACACGUUGAACGACAAGCUCGAGUACGUUGCGUUCACGUUGAUAUUCAUUCUGUUCGGCCUGGCAGUAGUGGCAGCGUCGCUCGACCUAUUGGUGCUCAGGUUUGUCACUAUGAACACCGAGGACGAGAGAAGAGAUGAGGCUGAGGCGUUACAAGCCGCCCAAGGAGCCGUCCGGCUGGAAGGGGACGUGAUCACCUCGCACGGGUCCGUGUCCAGCCUGCCGACGGGCACCGCAAUGGCGAUGGGCUUGUCGGGCCGGGGCAGGGGCUCGUCUUCGCCCGCCGAUAACGCGUCGGUGUGCACUUGCACGUGCACGCGGUCGAGGAGCCGAAACGACGGAUACCGUUCGGGCGAUUCGCCGCCCUACGCGUCGGGCUCCAUCUACGGCGGCGUCGUCACCGGACGAGGCAUCGGCAGCGGCGGUGACCGUGGCGACGGCGACGACGGAUGUAGCGGCGACGACGACGACGACGAGGACGACGACGGGUGCGAGCCGCAGGACAUACAGCUGGACACGUUCUACGACGGUCGUGUGGGCACUUCGACGUCGAACGAUCCGUACAGCUGCAGACAGCGCGUCGUUCAAACGCAACAGCAGCACCAGCAGCAACAGCAACUGCAGAACGAACACAGAUCGUCCAUUUGACGUAUGUUCCCCAGUGGCGGCGGCGGCGGCGGUGGAGGCGGCAGUGGCGGCAGUGGCGGCGACCGCGACCGCGUCGGUUAUCCGUACACGCCGUUUGCGUAGCUGCCCGGACAGUUACCGCUCGCCGACCGGCGACACCGCGGUUACGGUAUCCGUUCCGUUCCCCGGUCUCGUCGGGAGACAUGAUGAAUUAUGUUCAACGCGAUAGGACUACGUCAUACGAUUAUUGUAUAGUAAUAUUUUGUACGAUGUCGAUAUCUUAAAAAUAAGUUAGAUUGAGUGUGUACGAUCAUACCACUCGCCAGUGGUCUCUCACGGUGUCGUACGAUACGUACGAUUUCGGAUGAAAGACGACAAACAAUAAUGACCCGCGACAGCCACGUAAUCGAAGAGCGAAAUCGAGAAACGAAUAAACGACGCGAAAAUCGUCAUCGAACGAUCGAAAACGAUCGUAGCCGGUUGCUCUGAUGUAUACCUAGCUGCAGCACAAAAAGAGGGGCCAUGUCUGCGUUGCACCGAAAACGUGUAAAACAAAAAUAAAUUGGAUUAGGAACAUUAAAAUAUUAUGAUGAUAUUGUAUUAAACAUAUAAACCAAAUAAUAUUGAAGAAAAAAAACGUAAUUAUGUACAUACAAAUGAUAGAAAACGCAACUCAAUUCCGUAUCGACAAUUUUGUUGUUGGUCCUUUGAGUUAUUUUUAUUAUUCUUUCUAAUUUUUUUAUAUUUUUUUUUUUUUAUGUUAUAAAUAUACACGUUAGCAUAAACGUAUUAAUCAAAAAUGUUAAAAUAAUAAUAAUAAUAGUUUUUCGACUUUGAAUAAUAUAUAACGAACGAUUCCGAAAUUAAAAUAAUUAUAUAUAAUAAUAUGUCUAUUAUAUAGUAUAUAUGUGUAUAAUUAUAAUUUUAAUUAUUAUUUUUAUUUAUUUAAAUAUUGUACAUUUUUGCUUUACACGUCAGUGCGAUCAUAUUAUUAUAUUCCUUCAAAUUUUGGUCUCGUUUUUCAAUUUUGUUAUUCAUUUUUUUUAUAUCUUUGAAUUUUUUUAAUACAAUUACCAUUGACAUUCGAAUAUUAAACAAUAAAUAAUACUAUUAAUGAUAUAAUAAAUUUAGUUACAUUAUUUUGUUUACUUAUAAUAAAUUAAACGUUUUAAACAUUAAUUUUGAAAUUGAUGUAUAUAACUAUAAUAUAUAGCUCGUAUUCAAAUGUUGUAUAUACAUUUUUACAUUAUUUUAUUAUAAUAUAAUUAGCUAAAAAUCUAUUGUUUUUAAAUAAAAACCUAAAACACAAAUUAAAAAAAAAAUAUUGGGAUUGUUUUAUUUUCUAUAAAUCAAUAGAUAUUUUAUAAUUACGUACAUACAAGUAUCUUUACUUCAUUUUUUUGGAGAAUACCAAUAGAUAUGCAUUUUAACCAAUAGACCACAUAGAUUGUUUCUUUGGAAAAUAAGUUUAAAAAUAUCGGUGAAAACUAGUUAUUGCUUCCUAAAAUAUAUGAAUUGCCUUAUCGUAAAUAAAAAGGUCAAUACACAUUACACAAUAGUUGCCUCCGACGACCAAGUAGUUCAUAAUUAUAUAUGAGUUGCUUUCCAAGAAUUUUUGUGCUAGAUGCCUACUGUAUAGAAUCAAGUAGUGGUUCAUAAACUUCACUAAAAAAUUGCACAUAAAUACUCGUAGAUGAAUUUAUAAAAAUAACAAAAUAUACUUAAUAUAAUAUAAUAAACAUUUUUUAUGUAAUGAUAAUCCAAUUUUUUUUAUUUUUUAUUGUUAUUAAAAAUGUCAAAAUUAGGUAUAAUAUACCACAUUUAUACAAAAAUUACACAACAAUAAAAAUAAUAAAUCAAUAAGUCAUAUAUCCAUAAGUCAAACAAAAUAAACGAGAAAAAGUGCUAAGAAUCAAUUAAUCGUUACUCGAUCACGUAAAUAAUUUACUAUAGACUGGCUCAGGUCUGAUUUGCACUAUACCUUAUCAUUACACAAAAAAUUAUAUUAUUUAAAUGUUUAGUCGUAUAGUAGAUAUAUUCAUAUCAAAUAUCAAAUAAAACAAAAAGGUGGUCAAGUGGGUAACGCUCUGCUGUACAGUAGGUAUUGAGUAAACCUCGAAUAUAGAGUAGCCAGUUGAUCACUAAAAUUGGUGUGUUAUAUUAUUUGAAUGCAAUGAUAGGUAUCAUUCUAUUCGAAAAACAAUUCUGAACGGAGAUGAUUUGUCUGCCUAGAAUAUAUAUUUUUCACUGGGUGGGGAAAAAGAUAAUUUAUAUUUUAAUGACCUCAAAAUUAAAUUAACUACAAAAAAAGGCAAUUAGAACAACUAUAGUGUAUGUUUCAAGUUUAGUCGUAGAUUUUUACUAUAAUAAUUUAAUUAAAAAUAAUCGUAAAGGACUAAUAUGUAUUAUGCGAUACAUACUCGUAUAAUUAAAAUUAAACCAUAUACUACAUAAAUAAAUACGCUAUUGUUUAAUAGCUUUAGAAACAAUUAACAGUAGUUCAAUACAAUUUUAAGAAUAAAACUGCAAAAACUUUUCCGUCUUCGCCAAUAAUCGAACGACAAAAUAUAAUUACCUGUUGAUAAAAAUCAAUCAAAUCGAUACAAAAGAAUAUGUUCGUUAUGCGUCUAACAAAAUAAUAACGCAAUACAAAUGUGAAAAAAGAGACGCUCAUCUAAUCUAGCUCUCUAGUAACACUGACUCCAAACAGCACAAGAAGAGAGGUGGAAUUAGCCCUUAGAGAACGUAUUUAGUCGAAACUUCCCUUUAUAUCGACGACGCCUAAACAGACAUACAAGUGGUUCGGAGUUUCUAUACACAUUUAAACACAAGUUUUUUGUUAUCGUAGCCACCGAUGAACUCACGAGAUAUUGGUUGAAUGUAAUAAUAUGACUAUUAUUAUCCUUGAUAAAAACAAUUUAUUAACUCGGGAACUUUUGAUUUAACUUAAAGUAUUCGGUAGAUUAUUAUUUCCGUAAAAGUAAGAAAUAAAAUUAUAAUCGUAUUAAAAUACAAAUCAUUGUAAAAUAAAUAUAUUCAUCACAGCGUUCAGAAUUUUAAUGAUAUAAAUUACGGCUUUAAAAUUACAAUGUUUGGAACCUAUGUUUGGAUCUAGCACUAAACCCUUUUCGUUUACGAUAAAAUUUAGGGUACGUUGGGAAGCAAUUCGUAUAAAAAUUAUUGACCUUUUGGACUAAACGAGUCAACUAGUGUGAGCUCAACAAUAUAUAUAGCAGAGGUCACCAAUUAAUACUUUAAAAAGGUCACAUUAAGAAUCUGGAAAUUUUUCGUGGGCCACAAAUAUUUUAUAUUAUUAACAUUGUAUUAUUUGAAAAGACUGCAUGAAAAUUGAAAAUGCCUUAACCCUGGAACCAAUUUUUAAAUACCCUUUAUAACAAACAGGACCAAUUCAGACGUUUCGGAACUAAUUAGGGUACACCGUUUAAAAAUUGUAAGUAAUAAUUAAUUUUUUUCCUUAUUAAUGAUCAGGAUAAAAUUUGUCCGCGAGCCGCCCUUUAGCGACCCUUGAUGUAUAGUGUAGGAUUAUACUAUAGAAGUAUUAUCAUACACAGCAUUUAGUGAAGGAAUGUAAGAGAAAUCCCCUCUAACACCAGAAAACAGGUGUAAGGAGUCAAAGGAAAACUAAAUGGCUCUGCAAAUUUAAAAAAUAGCGAAUGUUUCUAUUCCAAUGAAGUUUUGUUUUUUCAAAUUAAAUUCCUAUUUUUAAAAUAUAUCAUUUGUGUACUAAGGUCUAAGGAUAAUAUGUUUUCCAAACGCCACAGUAUCAUAAUAGUAUAUAAAUAUUAAUACUUAAUAGUACCUAUUUUGCGUAGUAAUAUAUAGGUUUAAAGUAACUUUUUAGAUGGAAUAGGAAAAUAAUUUAUAUUUCGAGGAUUUAAUUUAAAACAUUACAAUGGCUAACUCCAACAUAGAUGAUCUAUAUUCUAUACUAUAUUAAUGAGAUCUGUCUAUAAUUGAUUAUAAUCCUCUAUAUUUUUAUACGUUGUGAUCAAUAUGGUAACAAUGAUAAUUUUUUGUAUUUUUUACAUUACAUUGAAGGUUUAAUAUCAGAUGUACCUAUCAAUUGUGAACAUUGUCGUUUCGGACAAAAGAACUUGAUUUUUGUUUCCGUCAAAAUGAUAAAGGUUUGAUUUUCAUUUCCACUAAAUUUAUUUCUACCUACGUAUUUAAAAUAUAGUUUGGAAACUAUUUAGAGUUAUUCAGGAAUAGCUGAAACGUCAUUCACCGUAAAGUUCGUUAUAUUAUUUUGAAUUUUAUUAAAAAUUAUUUGUCGAGGUCUUUUAAAAAAUAUCAUUCACUGCUUUUCGCUUUGUCUAUUAUUAUUUGAACCGAUUUCAUUGAAUUUAUGUUUUACGGUUAGUGACGUCAUUUGGGGAGGCAAGGUGAGCAUUUCCCCCCAGUGGCGACGCUAGGCAUGGGCAGUGUGGGCCAUUGCCCACGGCCUUGCACCUCAAUUAACGCUUUAAAUAAAUACUUAUUGAAAUGUGUAAGCUAUAAGUUAUAUAAUACUGUCGCUAUACUGAUAAAUAAAUGUAUUUGUAUAGAUUGUUUAUUGUACGAAUGCAAUUGUAUACAUUUGAACAUUAUUCAUUAUUAUUAUUAUUAUAAACAAAAAAUGUUUAAUUUAUUUUUGAUUUUUUUUAUAUUUUUUAAAAUAAUCAAAACAAUGUAAAAAAUUAAUUAUUAUUAUCGGAAACUAACAUUUAUGGGCUUAAAAAUUGUGAACAAGAUUAUUCGUAUGUGUCAUCAUGCCGAAUAAAAUUAUCAAAUAUUUAUACCAACUAAAUAAAAACGAAUGAACACA